Messenger RNA from Humulus lupulus (European hop), 588 nucleotides. RefSeq lists its product as uncharacterized. Bases 1 to 588 code for a protein of 195 amino acids. The record is from RefSeq and is a predicted model, not a curated record. NCBI's taxonomy places the organism in Eukaryota, Viridiplantae, Streptophyta, Magnoliopsida, Rosales, Cannabaceae. The transcript has a single exon.
AUGGCACUUUCUGCAAAGAACAAGACAACCUUUGUUGACGGUACUCUUCCACGACCUAUUGCUUCUAAUUCUUUGUUCUUAUCAUGGACUCGAUGCAACAACAUGGUGAUGACUUCGUUCUCUAUUGAAAUCACACAAAGCAUCAUGUUCCAUGAUCAUGCCUCAGAUAUGUGGACUGACCUCUCGAAACUCUUUAAUCAAAGGAAUGGACCUCGUGUGUUUCAAUUGAAGACUCAUCUUCAUGCUCUUCAACAAGGAGAUCAUUCUGUGAAUAACUAUUUCACCAAGAUAAAGACACUUUGGGAUGAGCUCAAAGAAUUUCAACCCACGACAUUUUGUACCUGUGGAGCCCUAAAAUCGAUUCACGAAUUCUACAACCAAGAUGAAGUUCAUCAGUUCAUGACUAGUCUCAAUGAGUCAUACAACUCGGUAAGAGCUCAAAUCCUUCUUUUAGAUCCUUUACCCCCAAUUUCAAAAGUGUGUUCUAUGAUCGUUCAAGGAGAACGCCAACGCACCCUUGGGUCUUCCAUUCCACCUCUUGCUUCGGUUGUUCAACCCCACCCUAAUCCCAAUUCUCAGAAUAAUUAA